Sinocyclocheilus grahami is the source of this 1304-nucleotide messenger RNA. RefSeq names its product calcium/calmodulin-dependent protein kinase II inhibitor 2-like. Lineage: Eukaryota; Metazoa; Chordata; Actinopteri; Cypriniformes; Cyprinidae. Gene Ontology annotation, biological process: negative regulation of protein kinase activity. The record is from RefSeq and is a predicted model, not a curated record. The transcript has 2 exons. Gene Ontology annotation, molecular function: protein kinase binding; calcium-dependent protein kinase inhibitor activity. The coding region runs from base 264 to 503 and encodes 79 amino acids.
AUCUUACAGCAGACUUAACCCGACCGCUGAUGUAGUCGUACACUCAGCCGCGCACUCUCUCUCUCUCAUUCUGCACCGAGCACUCCAGUCCGUUUGGAAGUUGGCAGUGCGAGGAGUCUGACAUUUACGCGCGGGGAUAUCUACGCAAAAAAAAAUUAAGAAGUGCACUUGUUUUGCGGGGAUAGUUGCCAUAUCCACCGUAGCUGCCUAUCUACAUCAGUUCUUUAGCGCCUUCUGAGUCGCGAGCCCGUCCUACAACAGUCAUGUCCGAGGUUCUGCCGUACGGAGAGGGGAAGAUGAGCGGAUACGGAGCGGACAACGAUGUCAGUCAGAUGUCCUUCAGCUGCGGGCUCCAGGACACCAACUCGUUCUUCGGAGCGUCGCAGGCGAAAAGACCUCCAAAACUUGGACAGAUCGGCAGAGCGAAAAGAGUGGUCAUCGAGGACGACCGAAUAGAUGAGGUGCUGACAGGCAUGACCGACAAAUCAUCACCGGGCGUGUAAACCCGCGCGAUGCCUUGCAGACAUUUCAAUUUUUUAUCACCGAUUCGAAGCACUUGUCGGUUGUGCAUGUAAAGAAGAUUGCAAAGAGAUGGAGGGACGGUGGCACGACGCUCGAACCACGAGGAGACUCAACUAAAAAGGGAAAACGAGAAUUAAAGAAAGGAGAGACGGAAUUUCCUUUGGGGUUUGCUGGCAAUUCUCCGAUAUAAACGACAACCCGAAUGGAAGCUUUGAGGGAGAUGUCGAGGAUGUUGUUGAGGCUGCGCGCGCUGCGGCUCUGUGAAUAAGGAUGGAUGGACUUGUCAUUAUUAUUCCACGACCAUCAUCUUCCAAAAGAGCUGUAAGCAACACAAAGUUCAACCGAAGACUGAACUGCAUCUUACGCUGUGUUACUAUAGAUGUACAGUAUCUUAGCUCAAAGACCUUCCCCUUAACACACACAACACACACACACACACACACACACACACAUGGAUCUGCCUUGAGCGUCGACUUCAAUCCGACUGCUGCUUUUAGACAUUUUAGACUUCACGCACACAAAGACAUUGAGCUCCCAUAAUGAUAAAUGAGCUAUAUAUACGGAUGGUGCAAUGUGAAUAUUUUCUCUCGCUAUUUUGCAUCAUAGAAGAUGAUCAUACACAUGCCCACAGGUGUUGAAGAGUGUAGUCUUUAAAGCGUCGUUUGGUGAUCUAUUGUUUUGCCCUUCACUGCAGCUGAUUUGCGCACCUGCGCCACGGAUUCACAAGCACAGAGGAACAUUGUGCAUUACCACCUCUUGUAAUUAACCUAAUAUGAAUGCAU